Molecule: messenger RNA, 4287 nt
Organism: Lachancea sp. 'fantastica'
Lineage: Eukaryota; Fungi; Ascomycota; Saccharomycetes; Saccharomycetales; Saccharomycetaceae
Source: the annotation of a GenBank genome assembly
AUGAGUAUAUUGAUCAGUGAUGGGCCCUCGAUUAACAAACACCAAACAAACACGCCUCAAACUGGCUCAGAUAGUUCACCAAGUGCUGUCAUUGUUAUGGACAGUCCACUGUCUAAGAAACAGAGAAUUCACAUUGAUCGAGAUGACGAUUCGUCGCUGGAAGAAGAUUCGAUAGACGUGACUAGAGCCUCGAGAUCAAGAACGCCCCGGAAACUCGUUUUGGGAUCUCCCAGUAAACAAUUUGAGAUCUCACAACGUGGAAACUCGUCUUCUUCUAAUGUUCCAUUUUUGCAGCCCCUGAAGGACGAUUUCACAAGCUCGAGAAGUCGAGUGUAUUCACAGUCACCACCAAGAUCACCAAACAGGUCACCCACGCGAAAAUUAGAGCUCAUACAAUUGUCUCCCGCAAAGAAGACAAGACUUGAAAUACAAAGACUUCAAAAUAGUCAGAACGGAGCGGAUAAGGUCCAGCGAUUGUGCAUAAGUCAGUUAGUCUUAACAAACUUCAAGUCAUACGCUGGAACCCAGGUUGUAGGUCCCUUUGAUACUUCGUUUUCGGCCGUUGUAGGCCCCAAUGGAUCUGGAAAAUCGAAUGUUAUCGACUCGCUGCUUUUCGUUUUCGGAUUCCGCGCAAACAAAAUGCGACAAGGUAGACUUUCCGAUCUAAUUCAUAAGUCAGAAGCAUUUCCCUCCUUGGAUUUUUGCCAAGUCGAUAUAUUCUUUCAGUAUGUCCAAGACGAACCGGACGGCAGAACAACUGUUAAGAAGGAUAAACAAGAACUCGUUGUAAGCAGAAAGGCAUGGAAAAAUAGUUCAUCCAAAUACUACGUGUGUGGCAAAGAAAGCAGUUUUACUCAGGUAACGCAGCUUUUACGCAACGAGGGCAUCGAUAUGGAUCAUAAGAGAUUUUUAAUCUUACAGGGCGAGGUUGAAAGUAUAGCGCAAAUGAAACCCAAAGCUGAAAAAGAGAGCGAUGACGGUCUACUAGAAUACCUGGAGGAUAUUAUCGGCACUGCCAAAUAUAAACAGCUUAUAGAGCAGACGCUUUUGGAGAUUGAACAGCUGAAUGAAGCAUGUCAGGAAAAGGAGAAUAGAUUUGAGAUUAUUGAGAGGGAGAAGAGCUCCCUAGAAUCUGGUAAAGACGAAGCAAUGGAAUUUCUUGAGAAAGAGAAACAAUUGACAUUACUGCGAAAUAAGUCCUUGCAACAUAGCCUGUGGCGGAACGACACCAAACUAGCGGACUUUCAGCUCAAAAAAACUGCGCUCGAGGAGAAACUGGCCAAUGAGCGGGAAAAAUAUGCCAAUCACCAGCAGGAGAUAAAGGAGUUGGAGGCCCGAUCUCGGGAUUUCAAGAACAAACUAAAAGACCUGAAGGAAAAGGAGAGGACUCUUAUGCUGAAGAAACGAGAUUGUGAUCGUGAAAAGAUCUCAGCAGAAGAAAGGUUGAAAAAUCUUAAGCAAAAGAAAGUCAAAUCCGAGAAAGCUCAAAGCACCACGCAAUCCUCGAUCGGAAAAACGGAGGUGAGACUUAAUGAAUUGCACAAGGAUCAGGAAAACUACAAUAGUCAGAUUUUGGAAUUGAAUAAAAAUUUGGCGGAAGAAAAGAUCAAAUUAGAUGAGAUCAAAGUUUCACUCAAAGAUAAAACCGGAGCUAUCUCAGAUGAAAUAGCUAAGCUCCAGAAGGAUCUCGAACCCUGGAAUGCUCGCCUACAGGCUAAAACAUCCCAGUUAAAAUUAGAAGAGACCACAAUAUCGGUGUUGAAAGAAUCACACGCCAAAAUUGUACACGAAAUUAAACAAACUGAAGAUGAGAUCUCAUCUCUGAAUGGAAAAAUCAAUACAGCUCGCGAUGCUGUUAGAUCACUCGACCAAGAGGGUGCCACAAUCAAAAAACAAUUGACCAUAGGUCAAAGCGAGUGCGACAACGCAUCUGUCAAAAUAAAAGAGAUGAAAGCGGUUCUUACUGGCCAUCGUCAGCGAAGUAUGGACGCCCGUGCUUCGCUUUCUACAUUCGAGAACAAGAACAAAGUUCUUGCUGCUCUUCUCCGUUUGAAAAAGUCCGGCCGGAUAUCUGGACUUCAUGGUAGAUUGGGUGACCUUGGAAUAAUUGAUGACAAAUUCGAUGUUGCCAUAUCCACAGCUUGUCCGAGGCUCGACGACAUUGUAGUGGAAACAGUAGAUUGUGCCCAGCAAUGUAUUGAUUAUUUGAGGAAAAAUAAGCUAGGAUAUGCGAGGUUUAUUCUGCUCGAUAAGCUUCGAUCUUUCAAUCUAAAUCCGAUCCAAACACCUAGCAACGUUCCUAGACUUUUUGACUUGGUAAAGCCACAUAACGAAAAAUUCAGGAAUGCAUUCUAUAGUGUGCUGAGAGAUACGUUAGUGGCAGAUAAUUUAGGGGAAGCGAAUCGCGUUGCGUAUGGUAAACAAAGAUUUCGAGUCGUGACCUUGGAUGGCAAGAUGAUCGACCUUUCGGGUGCCAUGAGUGGCGGUGGUAAUUACCGAGCGAGUGGGCUUAUGAAGUCGGAACGUCAAGAUAACGCUAGCGCUUUGACUGCAGAAGAUGUUAAGCGUAUUGAUGCCGAACUUGUUGAACGAGAAAAGAACUUCGAGAUAGCAAAUGCGACGCUACAUGAAAUGGAGGAAGCAUUGCAAGCGCUGAAAGAUAGGGAGCCAGAAAUCGGACUUGACAUUUCCAAGCGCGAAAUGGAUAUUGAAUCUCUUCUUCUCGAUAUAAAAGCCAGUGAGCAAAAGCUGGCCAAUCUGCGCAAGGAGCAUGCGGAAAAAAACACUUCAAAUGAGGAAAUGACAUCAGCUGAAGAAAAGGUUGCGAUGCUGAAAGAUGAAUGCAAGCAGCUCAAGGUGGAAAUGAAGUCGAAGAACGUCGCGAUCGACAAUCUUCAGCAAGAAAUUAUGAAAAUAGGUGGAACUAACUUUCAAAUACAAAACUCCAAAGUUGAAUCCAUUGCUCAAAACAUUGAGAUCAUACUAGGUAAGCAGAAAAGAGACAAGAACUCCAUCAGAAAAGAAGAAGGUGAUAUGCGACGCUUCAAUCGACAAAACGAGGAACUUUCUAAAGAACUCGUGAAGUGUACAGCAGAAUUGAAGGGCAUGGAGGAGAAUCUCUCAAAGGCCAGUGAUGCAUUAGCUUCUUUUGAGGAACAACUCGACAAGCACAUGGACAACGUUUCUGAGCUUGAAGAAGAACUGAAGAUUGUCGAGGAACAGCUAGAGCAGAAGUCUACGCAGGACAGUGGAUUCAAGGUGCUGGAGGUUGAUAUCAACAGUCAGCUGGAAAAGCUUCGCGAAGUUACCGUUGCUGUACAAAGAGAGCGCACAAGUCUAGAACGGCAAUUGGAUGCUUUGGAGAUUCGCGACGUUACAGCAAUCCUGGAACAGCUUGAAGAAAACAUUCUACCUUCCGACUACGUGGAUACGCAAAAUGGUGGCCCCGUUCAAAGCAAUAACAAUGAGCAUGGGGACGAUUGCAUGGAUAUCGAUGAAGAGGAAAACACUGGAGGCCAUUCUGACGACCCAAGUCACGGCAUUGAGGUUCAAGACGAAAUGGAAAUUGAUAGUCCCAACGUACAUUCAGUAUUACCAAAGCUUUCGCAACCAGAGUUGGAGGCGUUUGAUGCAGAAGGCGUCAAUCUGGAAAUUGCACAACUGCAAGACUUUAUCGAUAAUGCGCACGUUGAUAUCGAGGUUUUGGAUGAGUAUGCCAAAAGCUUGGCUGAUUUUCGAGCACGUAAACUAGAUCUCAACCUGGCUGUCGAAAAACGAGAGAAUGUUAGGCAAGUCAGCGAAGACUUGAAGAAGAAAAGACUCGACGAAUUUAUGGAUGGCUUCAACGCGAUUUCGUUAACUUUGAAAGAGAUGUAUCAAAUGAUAACAAUGGGAGGAAAUGCCGAGCUCGAGCUCGUGGACAGUUUAGAUCCCUUCUCUGAAGGAGUGCUAUUCAGUGUGAUGCCUCCAAGAAAAAGCUGGAGAAAUAUUUCCAAUUUGAGUGGUGGAGAAAAGACCUUAAGCUCAUUAGCUCUUGUGUUUGCUCUACACAAGUAUAAACCCACCCCACUCUAUGUGAUGGAUGAGAUUGAUGCGGCACUUGAUUUCCGAAAUGUUUCCAUUGUCGCGAACUACAUCAAGGAACGUACAAAAAAUGCUCAGUUCAUCGUGAUUUCUCUUCGAAACAAUAUGUUCGAGCUUGCACAACAACUCGUUGGCAUCUAUAAAAACAGCAACAUGACCAAAAGCGUAGCACUGCAAAACAGGGAUUUCAUUGACCGAGGUUGA